AUGGAGAACGGAUGCAGGGACGCUCCAAGGGAUUCGGGGCUGCUCUGGGCGGGGGUGUGGGGUACGCGGGGACGCUGGGGGCCGGAGCGGCGGUCUCGCCGGCGGGGCGGGGGGCGGGAUGCGGGCGGGGCUGGGAGUGGCGGCAGCCCCGCGGCGGCGGCGCGGUGGCGGAGCGGCGGGGCCAUGGAGAGCGGCGGGGCGCUGAACGGCUCGGCCGCCGCCGGGCGCUUCGCGGCCGCGGGCACGGCGGCUCUGGGCGCGCUCAUGGCCCUGCUCAUCGCCGUCACCGUGGCCGGCAACGCGCUGGUGAUGCUCGCCUUCGUGGCGGACUCCAGCCUGCGCACCCAGAACAACUUCUUCCUCCUCAACCUGGCCAUCUCGGAUUUCCUAGUAGGUGCCUUCUGCAUCCCGCUGUACGUGCCCUAUGUGCUGACGGGGAGAUGGAUUUUCGGGAGAAGCCUCUGCAAACUCUGGCUGGUAGUUGAUUACCUGCUCUGCACCUCUUCGGUCUUCAACAUCGUACUAAUUAGCUAUGACAGAUUCCUCUCGGUGACAAGAGCGGUCGCUUACAGAGCCCAGCAAGGCAACACCAAGCAAGCGGUGCUGAAGAUGGUGAUGGUGUGGGUGUUGGCAUUCCUGCUGUACGGACCUGCCAUUAUCAGCUGGGAGUACAUAUCGGGCCACAGCAUCAUUCCCACCGGGGAGUGCUACGCUGAGUUUUUCUACAACUGGUAUUUUCUCAUGACAGCCUCUACCCUGGAGUUCUUCACCCCUUUCAUCAGCGUAAUGUUUUUCAACCUGAGCAUUUACCUGAACAUACAGAAGCGCACCAAGAUACGUCUGGACAUUCUCCAUGAAGUGCACAACCAGUCCUUCACUGAAGAGAUGGAAACGAGCCCAGAAGCAAAGCUUUCCUUGAAAUGCUGUAAGUGGGAGCAGAAGGAGUCAGCUGAAACCCCCGACCUCUCUAAGAGCAAAGCUCAAGCAACAGCCUCCACUUCCAGCUUGGGUGCCAAAGACCUGCUGGCAACAAGCUCGGAGAGCUCCGGGAAACCCAAGUGUUGCAACAAAAAGAGCUGUAAAAAUUCAGCGUCCACUCCGUCCUUAGAGAAAAGGAUGAAGAUCAUGUCCCAGAGCAUGACUCAACGCUUCAGGCUCUCUAGAGACAAGAAAGUGGCCAAAUCCCUGGCAAUCAUCGUGGGCAUUUUUGGGAUUUGCUGGGCACCAUACACUCUUCUGAUGAUCGUCCGUGCUGGCUGCCAUGGCCACUGUAUCUCUGAGUACUGGUACGAGACUUCCUUUUGGCUGCUGUGGAUCAACUCGGCCAUCAACCCUGUCCUGUACCCUCUCUGCCACUACAGCUUCAGAAGGGCUUUUAUUAAACUCCUCUGUCCCAAGAAGCUGAAGAUUCAACCUCGCGAUGCCCUUCAGAACUGCUGAAAGAGAAGCCAGCCCCGUGUGAGAAUGAGGAGAGUCUUGGUUUAAUGCUCCAGUAUUGGUGUAGGAAUGCAGCUUCCUUCCUUGGAAGAACCUGGGAGCUGGGAGCAGUGGCCUGGGGCAGGUGAGGAAGGCAGCAGCGAGACCACUAUUAAUUUAUUCUGGUUCAUCAUCAACAAAAUCCCACAGCAUAGGAGGGUAAAGGGGUUUUUCCUUUUGACGUUAACCACAGACGGUGAAGUCUGUGUCCGCCACUUGCAGAUGCCACAAAAGAGCUCUGCUGCCACCUAGUCAGGCUGAGCAGCACCAGCAUUUUGCUAAAAUAAAGAAAACUGGAAAAUAAAAGCUGACAAAAUAAUAUCUGACCUUAAACUAUGGCACUAAAUUACAGUUUAGCUGUUUGCAGAUCUGAUUUUCCCCAUAAAUGGGAGUGUUUUUUCCUAAGUU
Molecule: messenger RNA, 1884 nt
Organism: Empidonax traillii (willow flycatcher)
Lineage: Eukaryota; Metazoa; Chordata; Aves; Passeriformes; Tyrannidae
Gene: HRH3
Product: histamine receptor H3
Exons: 4
Coding region: 1-1440 (479 amino acids)
Biological process (GO): adenylate cyclase-activating adrenergic receptor signaling pathway
Cellular component (GO): membrane
Molecular function (GO): histamine receptor activity
Source: RefSeq, a predicted model, not a curated record